UAUGGAAAAUGGUAAAUCUGAAGAGUGCAAUGUUGAAAUAAUUUCAACAAAUAUUAAAGUAAAUGGCGAAAGUGAUAAAGUAUUUAAAGCUACUGAAUUGAAUGCUGCUAAAAUUUGUUGUGAACGAAAGGAAACUGCUAAAUUAAAUGGACUAAGAAGUAGUAAAUAUCGAUAUGUUAUACUUAUUAGUUCAACUUUAAUACAAGGACUUAGUGCGUGUCUUUUUUCUUGCUAUGGAAUAUUAUUAAUGGCUAUUGUUGAAGCUACUGGACAAUCGAAUGCCCUCGUAUCAUGGUUUGGUGGUUUAUGGUCACUAUUACUUGGAUUUUCUUCACUCUUUAUAGGACCUCUUGCCGUUUAUUAUGGAAGUCGGAAAGUUGUUAUGUUUGGUUCUUUAGUCUCUGCUGCUGGAUUUGUAAUGAGCGCCUUUGCCCCCAAUAUGCUAAUAGUAGUAAUUGGAAUGGGAGCUUUUCAAGGAAUUGGGACGAGUUGCUAUCAGAUAGCACCGUUUCUUAUCACUUCUAAGUGGUUUGUAGAAAGGCGAGGGGGAGCUUUAUCAUUUCUUUCCUUUGGAGUUGGAAUAGGAAUGUUACUUUGGAGUCCUCUUAUCGCACUUCUUAUCGAAGCCUAUACGUGGAGGGGUGCUCUUCUCCUGAUGGGAGCUAUCUAUCUCAACGGUUUAGUAUUAGGUUUGCUCCUAAUCGAACCGACUAAUGACAAAGAGACAGCUCCGUUGUCUUUAAUAAAAGCCAUAGGUAGAAAUCUUGAUAAAAAACUUGUACGGACAAAAAAUUUCUUUAUUUAUUUGUCCGGUACGAGCUUGCUCUAUUUCGGGCAUAUGAUGGUUUUGGCAUAUUUACCCAGGAAGAUCGUUGAAAUUGGCAGAAGUCGUGUGGAAGGUUCAUUAAUGGUGACUGUCACUAGCGCUGUUUCGUGUUUAAUAAGAUUGGUUAUAGGAGCAAUUGCGCACAAAAAAUAUUUCAAACAGGGCAUAAUAUACUCACUAAGUUCAAUUAUGGCUGGCAUUGGUUCUUUUCUUACCUUAAGCUCAGACUCCCUUGGCUUUUACUAUGCAUAUUCAGCGAUAUUCGGAUUGACCUCAGGAUGUUACGUUGCCCUAACGGUACCCACCGCAGUUGAAGUAUUUGAAGUAAAGUACUUGGCUAAUAUAACUGCUUGGUCACUAUUGCUUGCUGGAGUAUUUAUGAUGGGUUCAACGACAAUUGGUGGUUGGUUAUACGAUUUAACAGGAAAUGCAACGUAUAAUUUCUUACUUGGCGGAGUAGCUAUGUUCAUAGCUGGCUUAUUCAUCGUGCUGUUAAUGUCAAAUCUAAAGAAAAAAAAGAAAGAGAGAAGAGCUUCAAUUACUCUGACAACAAAAUGA
Dimorphilus gyrociliatus is the source of this 1384-nucleotide messenger RNA. The record is from the annotation of a GenBank genome assembly. NCBI's taxonomy places the organism in Eukaryota, Metazoa, Annelida, Polychaeta, Dinophilidae.